This is a messenger RNA of Biomphalaria glabrata, 1079 nucleotides long. RefSeq lists its product as uncharacterized. The transcript has 4 exons. The record is from RefSeq and is a predicted model, not a curated record. NCBI's taxonomy places the organism in Eukaryota, Metazoa, Mollusca, Gastropoda, Planorbidae. Bases 10 to 366 code for a protein of 118 amino acids.
AUUUUAAAAAUGAAGGUUGCCUACUUUUUGAUCUCUUUUGCUGCUCUUUUUGUUUCGUUGCCUUUCGCUGAGUGCACGGUUAAUUGCAUGGAGUAUUGGGAAUCGUGUGAUGGACUUAGUGGGAAAUUCAGCGUGUGUGGUUUUUGUAAUACUGGUUUGUAUGUAUCAUGUGUUGAAAGAAACAAAAUGUUCAGCAACUGUCCAAAGCUAAGGAUUCGUUUGACGACUCAACAAGUGAGAUUUGAUUCUGUAAGUCAGAAUUGUAUGCUGUUGUCGCCCUCAUGUGUGGAUAUCAAAAUAAAAACUAACACAGCGAUUUCAGCGCCAUCUCCGUCCAGCUCCGUCCCAAGUUCUCCACCUGUUUAACAGUAUGUUGUUAAACCAGAGGCCCUGCAUGUCGCCAUAUAAAAAUACGAACAUUUUGGAUUCAUGAUAUAAUUGCUCACUUUUAUUUAUCAGUGACUUUGUAUAUAAUAUAUACGAUUAUAGGCCAUGUGUCUGUAUACUAGUAGUUGCAAAAAAAAAAUAAAUAAAAUACCUCAUUAUAACAGACAACGAUUAUGUUAUGUCCCAGACUAAGCCAUGUGUCUGUAUACUAGUAGUUGCAAAAUAAAUAAAUAAAAUACCUCAUUAAAACAGACAACGAUUAUGUUAUGUCCCAGACUAAGUCAUGUGUCUUUAUACUAGUAGUUGCAAAAUAAAUAAAUAAAAUACCUCAUUAAAACAGACAACGAUUAUGUUAUGUCCCAGACUAAGUCAUGUGUCUUUAUACUAGUAGUUGCAAAAUAAAUAAAUAAAAUACCUCAUUAAAACAGACAACGAUUAUGUUAUGUCCCAGACUAAGCCAUGUGUCUGUAUACUAGUAGUUGCAAAAUAAAUAAAAUACCUCAUUAUAACAGACAAUGAUUAUGUUAUGUCCCAGACUAAGUCAUGUGUCUGUAUACUAGUAGUUGAAAAUAAAAUACCUCAUUAUUACAGACAACGAUUAUGUUAUGUCCCAAACUAAGCCAUGUGUCUGUAUACUAGUAGUUGAAAAUAAAUAAAAUACCUCAUUAUAACAGACAACGAUUAUGUUAUGU